CGAAACUACUACGAAGCUUCCGGCUGCAGUUAAACGGAUUGGAAUCGUUAACUGUGGCUAGCUCUGUAUAAAAAAAGAUGUUUUCUGCUUAUAAAACACGUUUUUAAUAGAUUUUUAUAUUUCAAGCAUUGAUCAACCUUCGGUAAAUAUCUUCGUGGAUAAUUUUAUGAGAGAAUGCUACUUUCACUGAUAAGGAAAAAUGGGCUAAAUUUGGCCAGGUUCUUCACUCAGACACCUCUGCUGACCCAAGAGACUUCUGUAUCUAAAUGUUGUAGUAUUCUGAAAGUUCCAAUCAGCAAGACUGCUAUUCAACAGACAGCAUAUUCUACGGAAGUAUGGAAUACAGAUUCUGCUACAAAUAAAUCAUAUAAAAGUCCAAGAAGGAAACGCUAUGGUUAUGAAACGAAAUAUUUUACUGGAGGACUUCUACCUCGCCCCGAUACUGAUAAUCCAUUGCGAUCACUGAAAGCCUAUAAAGUUCCAGAAAACUGGGUAAAAAAGAAGGCUUUGUUUGGACAAAAUGAUUAUAUUGAUAUACUCGGUGAUGGCAAAGUCACUCCAAAGGAUUUGAUCCAAGGUCCACCCUGGUUGAAAGGAUUCAAGGGAAACGAGAUGCAACGAUUGAUACGUCAAAUUAAAUACGAAGGUCAUCAUUUGAGGUUUUAUUAUCCAACGAAACAUCACAAAUUACGAAAGAGAAUUAAAUAUCUUUAUAAAUUCUACAAUCACCGUCGGCAUAAAACCAAGUAUUAAAACAAAUAUUCAAGUUUGGUUAUUAAAUGCUUUUUCCUUAAAAAUGACUUUUUUUUUUGUUUGUUUGUUUGUUCACUUAUUUUCAUGUUUGCUUUCCCAUGGAAGCCUAGGGUCGAAUAGGGAGUUAUUCUGGGGUAAGAUUUUACAGUCAGAUGAAAUUCCUGCCACUGCCGUUGUUUUAAUGUUUCUCAUAUUUAUGCUUGACUGGGUCAGACAGAUUUUACUCGUUUCAGUCAGUGGACUGUGGCCAUGCUGGGGCACUGCCUUGAGGAAUUUUUAGUCAAAUGAAUCAAUCACAGUACUUUUGUUUGUAAGUCUGGUACUUAUUUUAUCUAUUUCUUUUGCUGAACUGCUAAGUUAUGAAGACAUGAGCACACCAAAACUAGUUCCCUAGGCAGUGAAUGGGGGACAAAGACACA
This is a messenger RNA of Octopus sinensis (East Asian common octopus), 1172 nucleotides long. Its product is annotated as 39S ribosomal protein L51, mitochondrial. The record is from RefSeq and is a predicted model, not a curated record. The transcript is spliced from 4 exons. Lineage: Eukaryota; Metazoa; Mollusca; Cephalopoda; Octopoda; Octopodidae. Gene Ontology annotation, cellular component: mitochondrial large ribosomal subunit. Gene Ontology annotation, molecular function: structural constituent of ribosome. Gene Ontology annotation, biological process: translation. Bases 175 to 753 code for a protein of 192 amino acids.